Prorocentrum cordatum is the source of this 368-nucleotide messenger RNA. NCBI's taxonomy places the organism in Eukaryota, Dinophyceae, Prorocentrales, Prorocentraceae. The record is from the annotation of a GenBank genome assembly.
GACCGGUGGAAGAUCGAUGGGGCGUCCAUGCGCGGUUUCUACCUCCACAGCGAGAGCGGUUAUUUGUACAUUUGGAACCAGGCGACCGGAACGCUUUACGAAUACGAGCAGUCCACCGGCCAGUGCCAGACUGUAUGGAGCUCGGCCGCCCCGCAGGUCAACGCUGAGUUAUGGACGGUACUUCCGCUCCCUCCAACGGACCCCGCAGCAUUGCAGGCGAACUGCGCGUCGGGGGACCUGCUCCCGAACUCGGACGUAUAUCUGGUGCUGACAGUGGCGCACGAGUCCGGGCGCCAGAUACCCGAGGACUUGCUCCUGGCAGGCGUCGAUGAGUUCUGCGCCCGGCUCGAGAUCGACGCCUACGCGAG